This is a messenger RNA of Chionomys nivalis (European snow vole), 1157 nucleotides long. Its product is annotated as protein BUD31 homolog. Gene Ontology annotation, biological process: mRNA splicing, via spliceosome. NCBI's taxonomy places the organism in Eukaryota, Metazoa, Chordata, Mammalia, Rodentia, Cricetidae. Gene Ontology annotation, cellular component: spliceosomal complex; nucleus. The coding region runs from base 552 to 986 and encodes 144 amino acids. The record is from RefSeq and is a predicted model, not a curated record. The transcript is spliced from 6 exons.
CCCAUCGUUUUCGCUUCCUGGACCGUUUUCUAAAUACUGCCUGUUUCUCAGAUGCUGGUCUCUGAAUUUCCCCCACUGUUUUGUCAGUAACAUCCCUCUCGUUCACCUCUUCUCCCGAACUCUGUAAACCGCCCAACAACUCUUUCCUCCUGAUACGUUCACCUUCUCGUUUUACCUUUCUCCUGACCCGAGAGUCUCCCCGGUUGAAUUCUCCUGGGUCGGGAGAACGUAAUUCUGUGCUGAGGCUGCGCGCCCUGGGAAGGACUCGGACCCCAUCCACCUCUUCACUUUAGUGCUGGGAGAACCAGUGCAAAGACCACUGAUGGGGAAGUCUGCCAGUUCUCGGCUGUGUGACCAACCCUGAGUCCACCUCACUGUUUUGAAUUCAUUUAUGAGACAGAGGACCAAAGAAGAAAAGUGAUCUUCCCAAAGUCACAGAAUAUUGGUGAAUCAGGUCAAGAACACAGGAUUGUAACUGCAAAGUCCAGGGAGAGAUUUUUAUAUAUUCUCAUAGGAAAGAGAUCGAGGAUCUUUACAACUCUUGCUGGAAAAUGCCCAAAGUCAAAAGAAGCCGGAAAGCUCCUCCAGAUGGUUGGGAAUUGAUCGAACCAACACUGGAUGAACUAGAUCAAAAGAUGAGGGAAGCUGAAACUGAACCCCAUGAGGGAAAGAGAAAAGUGGAAUCUCUGUGGCCUAUUUUCAGAAUCCAUCACCAGAAAACGCGAUAUAUAUUUGACCUGUUUUAUAAGCGGAAAGCCAUUAGUAGAGAACUCUAUGAAUACUGCAUUAAAGAAGGCUAUGCAGACAAAAACCUAAUUGCCAAGUGGAAAAAGCAGGGCUACGAGAAUUUAUGCUGCCUACGCUGCAUUCAGACCAGGGACACCAACUUUGGGACGAACUGCAUUUGCCGGGUUCCGAAAAGCAAGCUGGAAGUGGGUCGCAUCAUCGAGUGCACGCACUGCGGCUGCAGAGGUUGCUCUGGCUGACACCCAUGACUCUGCUCUAUUCUGGACUUUGGACUUUGUUGGUUCCUACCUGCUGGGCCACCCCCUUCUGGAGCAGCUCUUCUCAGAGUGGUGCCCAGAGAAGAGACCCAGAGGGAACAUGGGCUCUAGAGGUGAAGGCUUUCCAAUCCCUGAAAUCUGUAAAAAUAAAAC